Umbelopsis ramanniana AG is the source of this 1368-nucleotide messenger RNA. RefSeq lists its product as uncharacterized. The record is from RefSeq and is a predicted model, not a curated record. Gene Ontology annotation, cellular component: membrane. Gene Ontology annotation, molecular function: glycosyltransferase activity. Lineage: Eukaryota; Fungi; Mucoromycota; Umbelopsidomycetes; Umbelopsidales; Umbelopsidaceae. Bases 1 to 1368 code for a protein of 455 amino acids. The transcript is spliced from 4 exons.
AUGGCUCUAUGGUCAUUGACAUCAUAUAAGAAGAUCAUCUAUAUCGACUCUGGGAGUGUUAUGAUCCAUAACUUUGACGACAUGUUCGAUUUACCAGCCAACUCACUGCUUUUACAAAACUGGCCAAACAACAUCGAGAAGCUGAUCAUUUUGAAACCAAGUAGCUCAACGUACGACAAGCUACUAAAGCUAUCUAUUCAUCAGCAUAGUUCUACAGAUGGAGUUUUAGGUACCUAUUUGAUGGCCGACACAUUCUAUCCCAUACCUUAUUCUGUUGUCAGGUUGGUAGGUGACAAACCACGCACGCUACAGGACGCUAAACUUUUGAUGUUCGAUGGAAAUAUCAAGCCUUGGAACUGGUACACUGCUCAAGACGAUGCUUGGCUGAAGAAUUGGGAUCCCGAUAGUAUGUGGCAAUGGAGACACCAUCGCAACGUCAUUCAGUAUCUGUUUAACGGAUCCAAAGGACUGAGCAACAGUAUUAACCGAACGAGAAAUGUGUGUAACCAAAAACAAUUGUCAAAGUUCUUCCCUAUCACAGACAAGUUUUCGGUUCUGCUUAGUACAUACAAUCCUGAUCGCAUUGAUCAUGUCACGACGCUAAUAAGGCACUUGGCAACAUCUGAUUUGGUUCAUACCAUCUACUUGACAUGGCACAAUCCGAAAUUGGAGGUUAGCAAGGAACUUCAAGAACUACAGGAAAAGCUACGCAAACCACUAGUGAUACUCCGGCAGCAAUUUGAUUCGCUCAACAAUCGAUUCAAUCCAAUCGAGGGCUUGGAAACGUCGGCUGUAUACAUUUUGGACGACGAUAUUGUUGUAUCUGUGCCGGAUUUGGAAUUUUCUUUCCAGGUGUGGCAGAAUCGGCAACAUUCAAUCGUUGGUCAUUUCCCAAGAUUUCACAGCUAUAAUUCCACCAAUGGUCGAGCGAUAUAUGCCAUGGCAGAUAACAAGCGACCAACCUAUUCUGUUGUCUUGACAAAGAGCAUGUUUAUCAGAUCAGAGUACUUAUUCGCUUAUACUUGUCUCAUGGACCCUGCUUUGCACGAAUAUGUCGAUGCCAACUUAAACUGCGAAGAUAUCGGCUUCUCACUUAUGGUUAGCGGAUUAACAUCCGUAACGAAUGUCUACGUCGCAGUCAAAUCUCGGAUACGGGACUAUGGCCUCAGCCAGGGCAUAAGCACCAACGGCAACCACAUCAAGGCUCGUAGGGAAUGUAUAUCCAACAUGAUCGGCACCUUCUGGAAAGGUAAUGAUCCAACCCGUAUGACAAGUGAAAUGGUCUCAUCAUUUGAAGCAGCCCGUUAUGCUCGAGGAACUUGGGAUCAACUCGCCAAGGAGGUUGAAAGUAUUGAAAGCAGAUUUUAG